Rotaria sp. Silwood2 is the source of this 228-nucleotide messenger RNA. NCBI's taxonomy places the organism in Eukaryota, Metazoa, Rotifera, Eurotatoria, Philodinida, Philodinidae. The record is from the annotation of a GenBank genome assembly.
AGUAUAAUAAAUGGACUUCGAUUAUAUAUUGAUGGAAUUUAUUUUGAUAGUACUGGUAGUUUUCCAUUUGAAGCUUCUGGUUCAAUAAUAUAUUUACAAAUAGGAUUUAGUCGUUGGUGCAUAUCUUAUAGCAUUCCAAAUGCUGGUUAUCAAGGUUUAGUUGAUGAAGUAUAUGUGCAUAGUCGAGAAUUAACUCAAAGUGAAAUUAAUAUUUUAGCAAAUCCAUAA